AUGCAUACGUCGUUUCGUGGCUCAGCCCCACCCAGCAGCAGUGACGCCGGACAAAGCAACAAGCAGCAGCAUCACGACGAGCGCCCAGCUGCGGCGUCCCUUGUUCCAGCCAUGUCUCAAUCCCUCCGUCCCUAUCUCCAGUGCGUCCGCAGCAGCUUGACGGCCGCCUUGACGCUUUCCAACUUCGCCUCGCAGACGGCCGAACGACACAAUGUCCCCGAGAUCGAGGCCCAGUCAUCACCCGAAGUGCUCUUGACACCUUUGACGGUCGCGCGCAACGAAAAUGAGCGCGUCUUGAUCGAACCCAGCAUCAACUCGAUCAGAAUAAGCAUCAAGAUCAAGCAGGCAGACGAGAUUGAGCACAUCCUUGUACACAAGUUUACUCGAUUCUUAACGCAAAGAGCGGAGUCCUUCUUUAUUCUCAGAAGAAAGCCGAUCAAGGGCUAUGAUAUUUCCUUCUUAAUAACAAACUUCCACACGGACGAGAUGCUGAAACAUAAGCUGGUCGACUUUAUCAUACAGUUCAUGGAAGAUGUCGACAAGGAGAUUUCCGAGAUGAAGCUCUUUUUGAACGCCAGAGCGCGUUUCGUAGCAGAGUCUUUCUUAACACCGUUCAAUUGA
Messenger RNA from Beauveria bassiana ARSEF 2860, 621 nucleotides. RefSeq names its product ARP2/3 complex 20 kDa subunit. Gene Ontology annotation, cellular component: actin cytoskeleton; Arp2/3 protein complex. Lineage: Eukaryota; Fungi; Ascomycota; Sordariomycetes; Hypocreales; Cordycipitaceae. The record is from RefSeq and is a predicted model, not a curated record. Bases 1 to 621 code for a protein of 206 amino acids. The transcript has 6 exons. Gene Ontology annotation, molecular function: actin filament binding. Gene Ontology annotation, biological process: actin filament polymerization; Arp2/3 complex-mediated actin nucleation.